AUGAACUUCUCAGGGAGAGUUUGGAAAGCAAUACUGUGGGAAAACAAUGCCAAUCUGAUAGAUCGCCACUGUGGCUCAAACUUUACUAUUGUACGUGUGCAGCACAAGAGAUGGGCUGGUAAGCCUAGAGGCAUUCAGGAGACCUUGCCAUCCAUACCCGCGUCACUCCGUUCCUGCCUUUACUCGAACGAUUCAGUAUUCAUCCCUGCAGUCUUCGUCACCAGAAUCAAGUUCUCUUAG
Aspergillus costaricaensis CBS 115574 is the source of this 240-nucleotide messenger RNA. RefSeq lists its product as uncharacterized. The record is from RefSeq and is a predicted model, not a curated record. Lineage: Eukaryota; Fungi; Ascomycota; Eurotiomycetes; Eurotiales; Aspergillaceae. The transcript is spliced from 3 exons. The coding region runs from base 1 to 240 and encodes 79 amino acids.